AUGGGCCAACAGGUCAAGUGGCCCCCAAAGAUGGAAGCACCUGACUCAUUAUGGAACCCGGGACUCUGUUGCGACUUCCAUCGCAAUCACGGCCACAAAACUGAAGACUGCGUCGCCCAGAAGAUCGAGGUCAACGAACUGCUCCAAAAGGGGCAUCUCCGAGAAUUCCUUUCAGAGAAAGCCAAGGCUCAUCUCAGCAAAGAAGCAUCAUGGAAAUCCAAAGGAGACGCACCAAGCUCACCACCUCGCCAGGAUCGGGUGAUUCAUGUCAUCUCAGGAGGCUUUGAAGUAAGUGGUGUGAGUCAUGCAGCUGCGAAGAAGAGCACCCGUAAUGCUAAACACGGCCUGGAGACUGCUCAACCUAAAUGCCUACUUCUAGGUACCGACGAAAUAAACUUCACAGCUAAGGAGCAAGAGAAGAUAUUAGCUCCCCACCAUGAUGCUCUUGUUGUCUCUCUCACCAUAGCGAACUGUUUGGUGAAAAGUAUACUAGUAGACAACGGGUCCUCCAGCAAUAUCAUCUUCCUGACGGUGUACCAAGACCUACGGUUAGAGGAGAAUACCCUGACACGCAAACUAACUCCACUCAUCGGGUUCAGCGGCGAGGACAAGCAAACCGCUGGGGAGGUUGUUCUACUAUUAUAUGCUGAAGGGAUCAACCUAUCUACCAAAUUCCUGGUCGUGGACUACCAAUCGGCAGACAACAUGAUCUUAGGACGACCCUGGAUUCACGACAUGGGAGCAGUCCCUUCAACCCUCCAUCAAAUAGUGAAGUUCCCUACACCCUGGGGCAUCAGAGCAAUCCGAGGCGACCAGUAG
Molecule: messenger RNA, 819 nt
Organism: Brassica oleracea var. oleracea
Lineage: Eukaryota; Viridiplantae; Streptophyta; Magnoliopsida; Brassicales; Brassicaceae
Exons: 1
Coding region: 1-819 (272 amino acids)
Source: RefSeq, a predicted model, not a curated record